AUGAAGUUGAGGAAACAGAUGUUAGAUAAACGGGGUUCCAAUCUGACCAGUGAAGAAAGUGAUGCCCUCCUCUCUGUCAGCUGGUGUAAGGAAUUACCCAUCAAAGCGGCUGAUAAGGGAGGAGUGAUUGUCAUCAUGGAUACGGAUAAAUAUGUUGCAGAGAUUAGGAGUCAGUUGCAGGAUAGGGAAGUGCACAGACCCAUUAGUAUGGAUCCAAAAUUUGAGAUUAUAAGGAAGAUUAAGAUUUUGGUUGAUAAUGCUUAUGCUAAUGAUCUUAUUGAUGGGAAAUUGCAUUCCUUUCUCAUACAUCAACAUCCGGGAACACCAAUACUGUACGCGUUGCCUAAGAUUUUGCUAAACCCGCCUGGACGCCCGAUAGUCGUGGGGACAGACUCUGUGUUUGCUCCCAUGGCUAUCAUUUUGCAUAAACUGUUGAGAACGUCAGCGACGGGGGCCGCGUCUUACCCAUAUUCAUGUUCAGAAUGCGGGAAGUGUUUUAGUCGGAAAUCACAUCUUGUUAAACAUGAGAAAACUCACACAGGGGAGAAGCCAUUUUCAUGUUCAGAAUGCGGGAACUGUUUUAGUCAGAAAUCACAUCUUGUUGUACAUGAGAAAACUCACACAGGGGAGAAGCCAUUUUCAUGUUCAGAAUGCGGGAACUGUUUUAGUCGGAAAUCACAUCUUGUUAAACAUCAGAAAACUCACACAGGAGAGAAGCCAUUUUCAUGUUUGGAAUGUGGGAAGUGUUUUAAGAGUCAAGAUUAUCUUAAGAUACACCUAAGAACUCAUACUGGGGAGCAGCCAUAUUCAUGUUCAGAAUGUGGGAAAUGUUUUAGUUAUAAAACAAUUCUUGUGCAACAUCAGAGAAUUCACACAGGAGAGAAGGGAUUUUCAUGUCCCGAAUGUGAAAAGUGUUUUAGUCAGAAAUCACAUCUUAUUCGACAUCAGAAAACUCACACAGGAGAGAAGCCAUUUUCAUGCACUGAAUGUGGAAAGUGUUUUAGUGAGAAAUCAAGUUUUGUGAGACACCUGAAAAUUCACACAGGAGAGAAGCCUAUUUAA
This is a messenger RNA of Bufo bufo (common toad), 1062 nucleotides long. RefSeq names its product gastrula zinc finger protein XlCGF17.1-like. Bases 1 to 1062 code for a protein of 353 amino acids. The record is from RefSeq and is a predicted model, not a curated record. The transcript is spliced from 2 exons. Gene Ontology annotation, biological process: regulation of cytokine production; negative regulation of transcription by RNA polymerase II; regulation of immune system process. NCBI's taxonomy places the organism in Eukaryota, Metazoa, Chordata, Amphibia, Anura, Bufonidae.